Messenger RNA from Solanum dulcamara, 1487 nucleotides. RefSeq lists its product as uncharacterized. The record is from RefSeq and is a predicted model, not a curated record. NCBI's taxonomy places the organism in Eukaryota, Viridiplantae, Streptophyta, Magnoliopsida, Solanales, Solanaceae. The transcript is spliced from 8 exons. Bases 149 to 1279 code for a protein of 376 amino acids.
UUGCAGUAAAGAAGAGAGCCGCUAUAAAUUGGAGGAUUACAGAGAGAUAAUUAACACUGGGGAAACGGUGUGGGAGGAAGAGGAACAUCCCAUUAGGGGGGAAAAAAAUCAAAAACUUCCAUUUUUCUACAAAAUUUAUAAGGGAAUUAUGGGAGUUGAAAUUCGACCAGCCACCAUUAAUGGUGAAAAUCACAAUGACAGUGGAAACAUAGGUGCACCAGUAGUACUUGGACUCCAACCCUUUGCCCUUGUAGACCAUAUAGCUAAGGUGGAUUGGUCUCUUCUCUCCCAAAUUCCUGGCGAACGUGGUGGCUCUUUCCCAGUUGCUGUUGAAGAGUUGAAGCAUAUACUCAACGAGCUUAAUGCCCAUAUCCUUCCUUCUACUGACAAUGAAUCCCUAUUGAAGACCAUAGCUGGAGGUAGUGUUGCAAAUACAAUUAGAGGGUUGGCUGCUGGCUUUGGGAUUAGUAGUGGGAUCAUUGGGGCCUGUGGCGAAGAUGAAGAAGGUAAAUUAUUUAUGAGCAACAUGGGCUUUUACAAAGUGGAUCUCUCAAGAUUGAGAUUGAAGAAUGGAACUACAGCUCAGUGUGUUUGUCUGGUUGACGAAGUUGGCAAUCGUACCAUGCGUCCCUGUUUGUCUGGCUCUGUGAAAGUGCAGGCAGAUGAACUGAAAAGAGAGGACUUCAAAGGUUCCAAGUGGUUGGUAUUGAGAUAUGCCAUACUGAAUGUAGAAGUUAUUAAGGCGGCCAUCAAAAUAGCAAAGGAAGAAGGCCUUUUUGUUUCGCUCGAUCUAGCCAGCUUUGAGAUGGUGAGGAAGUUUAAAUUACCUCUAAUUGAAUUAUUGGAGUCGGGAAACAUAGACCUUUGCUUUGCAAACGAGGAUGAAGCAACUGAGCUGCUAAGGGGUGAAGAGAAAGCAGAUCCCGAUGCAGCACUUGAAUAUAUGGCUAAACAUUGCAAGUGGGCUGUUGUCACCUUAGCCCAAAACGGAUGCAUUGCGAAACAUGAGAAAGAGUUUGUGCGCGUUCCAGCAAUUGGCGAGGCGAAAAUUACUGAUGCUACAGGUGCAGGAGAUCUGUUUGCAAGUGGGUUUUUGUAUGGAUUGGUAAGAGGACUGUCACUGGAGGAAUGUUGUCGGGUAGGUUCUUGCAGUGGUGGUUCUGUGAUUCGAUCUCUUGGGGGUGAGGUAACACCUGAAAACUGGCAAUGGAUGUACAAACAAAUGCAGACCAAGGGACUCCAACUUCCAGAGCCAAGCAAAUCCUUUGUUUUGACAUAGAAGAGUGGCCUUGUUCUGCUGUCACAAGGCUUCUUCAUUAGCCAUCCCACCCCCCCACCCCUAACUCAACAGAAAGAGCAGCGCUGUAUUUUUUUAAGUGCCUACUCCUUGUUAUUUGACUUCUCGCGAAGAAAUGUUGAACGUAAAAGUUCAUAUUGUUUAAUCUGGAUCUUCAUAUUAUUAAUUCAUGUGUCAAGAUUCGGUUUUA